AUGUCUGUGUGCUCCAGCAGUUCCAGGCAUUCGGCCUUAUCGCAAGAAACCCAAAGUGCUGAAGAAACUUCUGGGCCAAAGAUGCCAUCUCCACAUUCAGAGUCAACAUGCAAAAGUCUCUCUUCAGGACUCGGAUUGGAAACCCAGCUUGUGCUGCCAGAAAGCCCAGAAGGGGGUGAAAAAAGCCCAAUGAAAAAUCCAUUUACGAUUCCUCCCAAUGUUGGUAUUUUCACAAUAAGGGACAAGGAAAGAAAAAAAGCUAAGGAGGAGCGUGAAAGGAUGAAGACCAUGAAAAUCCAUGAGAAAAUGACUUACUCCACUAAAAUAAAAGCAAAGCCUAAACCAUUAAGGGAAGCUCUCCAAAAGGAGGAAGAGGAGGACAGAAAACAGACAAUAAAUGAAGAGAGUCUGAAAAUCCUUCAAGAUAGUCUUGCAUGGAAGAAAGCCAUUGGGAAAGAUUACCCAUUAGAAAAGCAGACCUUCCAUGAUGACAUAAAUGACAGAAAAGAGACAUUUUUACUUAAGUAUGCCAUAGCAGUAAAGCGAGACGAGAUGCAAAGGAUGGAGAAGGUAGCAAAGAACAAGGAAAGAAAAGUGAAAAUGGCUGAAGACCACCUGGAGAAGGAUAUUGCCACGUUUCAUGAGUUCCUGAAGCAGAAUCAAACAAACUUUAUUCAAGCUCUGAAAACUGCCAGAAGAGAAACAGCAGCGAAGAAAACGAAAACGAUGGAGGUCCGGGCGAUUUCUUCCCAAAUAGAGAACAUCCAAAGCGAUAUAGCCAGAUUCAAGAACACCCUGCAGGAGUACAAGAUGUACAGGGACUUCCUCUAUCACCUAUCUCCAAAAGAGUGGCAGGAGGAGUAUGAGAAAAAGCACAGGAAGAAAAAGGACUUGCAAACAGCAUCCGAAGCUAAUGAGCAGGAUGCUGCCAGUCCCUAUGGUACCGGUUGUACAGAUGUGCCAAGUUCCCUGCUGUCUUCAAAAAGUUUGGGAUUCAGAUUGUUACAAGAGUUUAAGCCGCAGCUCAAACACUUCCUGAAGCUUCUAUCAGCAAGAAAAAUAAUUUCAUUGGAGGAUGUAGAAAGCGAAAAUUGCUCAGAUGAAGAUGAGGAGCCUGAGCUGUAUUUCACUGAUCCCCAACAACUGCUGUCUGUUUUCACGGAGAUGGAGGAAGAGAACUUGUCCUUCAUCCACAAUUCCCAGGAGAUCAAGGAAAGUUUGAAUGAGGUCCAACACACCUUCAUCAAGACACACGAAAGCAUGAAGAAGCAGUUGGCAGAGCUGAAACAGCAGGCAGGCAGCCUCAAAUCCUCCGUCGCCAAAGCAGAAGAAAAAGUAGCAGAUCUGAAGCUCAAAGUUCACUUUUCAUCCUCUGCAGAAGACAACGCUGUUGACCAGGACAAAGUGCUCACUAGCUUGAACAAGAAAGUGCUGGAAGUCUAUUGCCACUGCACUGGAGAAAAGGAGACAAACCUGGAGGCAGUGCAGAUGCUCACGGUGAUAGAAAAGCAGCUCAAUGAUUUACUGGAUACCAUGGAGAGAAUCCCACCAGCAAUGAUGCAAAAGGCUGAGAAAGCCCAUAAAAAGGAACAAAGGAUGAGGCUCAGAGAGGAAAAGCUCAGACUGGAGAAGCAGCAGCAGGAGGAAAGAAUGCACCAGGCUCUGGAGAGAUCGCAGGCACUCGUCAUAAAAAAGAAGAAAAAAAGGCUCAGCCAGGAACAAGUGGAUAAGGAGAAGGAAGAACAGCUCUAUUAUUUCACUUGA
This is a messenger RNA of Mesitornis unicolor (brown roatelo), 1764 nucleotides long. Its product is annotated as coiled-coil domain-containing protein 37-like. Bases 1 to 1764 code for a protein of 587 amino acids. Lineage: Eukaryota; Metazoa; Chordata; Aves; Mesitornithiformes; Mesitornithidae. The transcript has 15 exons. The record is from RefSeq and is a predicted model, not a curated record.